Molecule: messenger RNA, 576 nt
Organism: Xenopus tropicalis (tropical clawed frog)
Lineage: Eukaryota; Metazoa; Chordata; Amphibia; Anura; Pipidae
Product: prolactin
Exons: 3
Coding region: 1-462 (153 amino acids)
Cellular component (GO): extracellular region
Molecular function (GO): hormone activity
Source: RefSeq, a predicted model, not a curated record
AUGGUUAAAGAGGCUGCUACAUGUAUUUUUAGCAAUUUGUGGGAUAAAGGAGCAGUUGCAAAAUCAAAGCGCUUUCAGCUGUUACUCACCUUCUUUAUUUUGGUUCCACAGCACGACGACCUGAUUGACCUGGUGCAGAAGUUGCUGCGCUCAUGGAACCAACCCCUGCAGCAUUUGGCGCUGGAGGCUCCAGACAACAUGGCGAGUAAAGUGAAAGAAGUAGAGGAACACGCUAAGAUCCUGCAGGGAGGGAUUGAUAGGAUUGCUGGAAGGAUGCAAAGCAAUCUGGGAGAUGACUUCUACCCUCAGUGGUUCGGCCCGUUGGAUCCCAGGAUGCCAAAAGGAGAUUCGGAGAGUUACGCCCUCUAUCACUUGCUGCACUGUUUCCGGAGGGAUUCCAACAAGAUAGACAACUACCUGAAGAUCCUGCGGUGCCGCAUGGUGCAUGCCAGCAACUGCUAAAGGCGCCACUUGGGCGUCACUCUGUCUGCAAUGUCACCUCUAUGGUUAGACAUCCUAGCUCUGUUCUUUUACUGCACUUACUCCUUAUCUAGGGAUGUGCCCGACUGAAUUACA